Messenger RNA from Rotaria sp. Silwood2, 333 nucleotides. Lineage: Eukaryota; Metazoa; Rotifera; Eurotatoria; Philodinida; Philodinidae. The record is from the annotation of a GenBank genome assembly.
ACUAAACGUGUAUCACAUAAAAAUUCACAUUAUAAUUCAAUACAAAAUACAUCAAAUUUAUCAAUAAUUAAUGAAAAUCAACGAUCAUCACCAUUAUUAAAUCAUCAUACAAAUAUAUUAACAAUAAUUUUAACUAAUUUUCAACCAAAACGACCACAAAUAUCUGAUAAUAUGAUUAAAAAUUAUAUUGAUACAUGUAUGAAUGAAUAUUAUUUUGAAAAAACUCAAAAACAAAUCAAUAAUGAAAAUGAAAAUUUACAAAAUAUUGAACCAUUAACAAAUUUAAAUGAAAUUAAUACUUCAAAAAUUAUCAAUAAUUAUUCUGGUAUUUAA